AUGGUGAGUUUCUCUUCAACAGGAAACCUUGGAUCUUGGAGUGGUCCAGUGGAGUGGUUUACAUUCAAUCAAUCCGAGAACGAAUUGCAGCGGUCGUCGAAAAAGAAUGCGAGCUACUCGCGCGCGCUUCACGCGCCUGCAAUGUUUAUGGCGAUAGCAUUACACCUGGCGAUGUGCAUGGAAAACGCGCUGCUGCAUGCUCCAAAUCUCGGUCUUGCACUUCUUACAAUCAUUGCAUUUGCUCAUAUCCAUGUUCGAAUAGCCGAAGUGGAACACCGUUGCCAACUUCAGGCAACGUCUACGCAAGAAAACACUAGAGAAAAACGUCAAAUUUUUAUCAACAAAACAGCAAACGGGAACCAUUUAUGGAUGUCAUCAAUGUCUCGAGUGAAGAUUGGCGAACUCAUGCAAAAAUGUUUGGAUAUACACCAAUACUGCACCGAAAUGGACAGUUCAGAUCGUGGACCACCUGGACCGCCUGGCCCACGAGGACCUCCAGGUAAACCUGGCUCCACUGGACCUUCUGGAAGACCUGGUCUCAUGGGAGUUCCUGGACUUCCUGGACCGCAAGGACCUCCAGGUCCUCCUGGAAAGGAUGCGGAUUGUGGCCAAUGUCCUGUCAAUGAAGACUACCUCCUUCAACGAUCCGCCGAUUGUCCCAAGGUCGAGGAAAUGAAGUGUACCGAACGGACUUCUAUUGACAACAUGAUUGGACCACGGCUAAUCGACAAGGCGCUACCGUCCAUGGUCGAACAAAUGGUUUACAACAACACGGACGUGGAGACUUGUCUGAAGGUAUGCCUGGGUAACAUCACCAGAGAAAUCGAGGAGGUGGAAGAGACAUCCACGGAAUCAGCAUACAUUCAGGAAGCCACUGCAAACUGCAAACUUCAAAGUGUGGGAAAACCGGUGUUCCACUCACAUGCUACCACCUACUACGGCAGCUGGAUGAGAGAUGCGUAUCCCAGAACAGGCGAUGACAUGCUUAAACGAUACCUGGUAAAUCACUUCCAAGGGAUCGAAAUAGUGGAAUAUCGAACCGAAGCAGAUUUACGUCGAGAACACAUCAACAAUGUAUAUCGGCUUCCUCAUGUGUUCGAUGGUACAAACCAUGUGCUCUUCAAUGGAUCCUUAUUCUUCCACCGAGCAGGUUUUCCUCGGAUUGGGAAAUUUGAGCUCAACUCUGGACAUUACGAUGAAAUUGAAAUUGAAGGUGCUGCUCACCAGGGUAACAACUACCUCUUCAAUAACUCGAUGAAUUACUUCGACCUUGCAAUUGACGAGAACGCUUUGUGGAUAUUGUUUCACUACGAAACCGAGCCGUUCCUUAGCGUUGUCAAGGUCGACAUAAACAACCUCACGAUCUAUGAAAUCCACAACCUCACUCUCAUCAACCACAAUCAAAUCGCAAACGGUAUUGUGAUUUGUGGAGUUCUCUACACGAUCGAAGAUAAUCAUGCGCAACGGACGUUCAUCUCCACCGGUUAUGACUUCUAUCGGCUACAAUACUCGAAACCGAACAUCAAAUGGGUUAAUCUCUAUCGAAACGCCAAUAUGAUCUCCUACAAUCCAUACGACAAACGAAUCUAUGUUUACGAUCAUGGAUAUCUGCUUUCGGUGCCAGCUCACAUACAGUGGACGUCGAAAUGA
Messenger RNA from Necator americanus (New World hookworm), 1650 nucleotides. RefSeq lists its product as uncharacterized. Lineage: Eukaryota; Metazoa; Nematoda; Chromadorea; Rhabditida; Ancylostomatidae. Gene Ontology annotation, biological process: signal transduction. The transcript is spliced from 14 exons. The record is from RefSeq and is a predicted model, not a curated record. The coding region runs from base 1 to 1650 and encodes 549 amino acids.